UUUAAUUUCUCAUAUUAUAAACCAUGGACCUAGUAUCAUUUGAGAAUAAUCAGAAGGAAAAGAUGGAAGACCAAAUCCCACUUCUAACCCCAUACAAAAUGGCCCAUUUCCAACUUGCUCACAGGAUCGUAUUAGCACCAUUAACAAGGUCUAGAUCUUACAAUAGCAUUCCUCAAUCGCAUGCUAUCUUAUAUUACUCUCAAAGAACCACUAAAGGGGGAUUUCUGAUUGCAGAAGCCACCAUCAUUUCAUCUGCUGCUCAAGGGUUUAAGAAUGUACCUGGUAUAUGGUCAAAAGAACACAUCGAUGCCUGGAAACCCAUCGUAGAUGCUGUUCAUGCUAAAGGCGGCAUCUUCUUUUGUCAACUUUGGCACCCUGGAAGGGUUUCCGAUCAAAGUUUUGAGCCAAAUGCUGGAUUAUCACCCGUUUCUUCUACAGACAAAAAAUGUAGUCCUUUAAUCGAAAGCAAUGGCCAAGUUUUGGCUGAAUUUCUACCUCCUCGAAGAUUAAACACCAACGAAAUUAGUAUAAUUGCUAAUGAUUUCAGAAUUGCAGCACGAAAUGCUAUUGAAGCGGGAUUUGAUGGUGUUGAAAUCCAUGGGGCUCAUGGUUAUCUAAUCGAUCAGUUCUUGAAAGAUGAAAUCAAUGAUCGGACUGACGAGUAUGGUGGUUCAAUAGAGAAUCGUUGCAGAUUUGCGUUAGAAGUAGUGGAAAACAUCGUAAACGAAAUUGGGGCAAAUAGAGUUGGAAUCAGGCUUUCACCCUUCUCGAAUUACAUGGAUUCAGGAGAUUCAAACCCAGAAGCUCUAGGUCUUUACAUGGCUGAAUCGCUAAACAAAUACGGGAUUCUCUAUUGCCACAUGGUGGAACCAAGAAUGGAAGCUAUGGAAGAACGAAGCGAUUGCACAGUAAGUUUGGAACCCAUGAGAGAGGCAUUUAAUGAUGCUUUCAUUGCUGCUGGUGGAUACGAGAAGGAAGAUGGUAAUGAUGCUAUAGCUCAGAAUCGUGCAGAUCUUGUUGCUUAUGGUCGAUUGUUCUUGGCAAACCCUGAUUUACCUAAAAGAUUUGAGCUUGAUGCUCCACUUAACAAGCAUAAUAGAGAUACAUUUUACACAGAGGAUCCGAUCGUUGGGUAUACGGAUUAUCCGUUUCUUGAAUUGUUUGAGUUUUUGAGAUGUGAAAAGAAAUUACAAAAGCUUUGUUGUAAAUUGAUCAUCUGGAUUUACUUGUAUUUGAUCUACUAG
Molecule: messenger RNA, 1244 nt
Organism: Lactuca virosa
Lineage: Eukaryota; Viridiplantae; Streptophyta; Magnoliopsida; Asterales; Asteraceae
Source: the annotation of a GenBank genome assembly